CGGUUUUGUACGACAGUUGCGACCCACGCUAGCCGGCGUUCUUUUGUUGGAGCCAGUUGCAUGUUGGCAUUCGUAGACUUGAGUUAUUUGCGCUCUCGAAGUAGUUAUUUUCACAUCAAUUGGCUUUGAAUAAUAUUUUAUUUUAUCAUAGCAUAAAUUCUUGGUAACCAUUCACUUUGACAAUACUUUGGAGAUAUUCCUUAACUAUUUUUAGAUUAAUUCAAAGAAUAUAAUUCAAGAUUUUGAAAAUAAUAAAGAGGUUAAGGUUAUACAAAUGUGAAGUUAGAAAUGAGCGAAAAAAGUCCAAGUGUACUAGCAAAGUUAAUUGUGUAUUGUGUAUUGUAAAUUAUUGAUGGUUAACUAAUGACGUUAACAAGAGUUUCUUCAAGUAAUUUGACUAGUUGUGUGAUGAUUUUUUAUUGCAAGUAAGGUAAAAAAAAGUGUUAUAUUCAAGUGGAAAAAACAAACCAAAGAAAAUUCACGUGUUCAAACAAACGACAGUGUGUCUGUUGUACACGACAGAUAGUUAAACAUAUCCCCAGGUAUCUUGACUCUAAAUAAACACAAGCGAACUACGUGAUCCUGUGUAUGAGUAUACGCAAAAAAAUACUGAAACCUUUGAUUAUUGCCGCUAGAAAAAAUGUUAAGUGAAUCUAAAUCCUAGUUUUACCAAAAAAUAAAAAGAGUAUAACGAAGAUACCAUGGCAAAUUGCAAGUCUGAUGCAGCUUCAAGGUCCUGUUGGAUUCUUUAUCCUUUCUUAUUUCUUAGUAUCGCUGUCUGCAUCACCGCAAGCCCUCCACCUCCACGUGAUGAUGAACUCGAAGAUUAUUGCUCAGCUCACAAGUUUGAUAAAUUACCUGGAGGCUUGCGGUUCACCAAAGAAGUUGUUACAACUGAAUACGCAAAUGUUGGUGCCUUUAAAGCUAUUCAUUGCUGUUUACGAGGUUACAGAAGUAUAGAAUGGUACAAAGAUGACAAAGCAUAUCCGUGGCCAGGAGCUUUAAGCCAUUUUAUUUUGUAUCCUGAAAGUGCCAAUCAAACUAUCUAUACCCAAACUGUAAGACUUUCUGAUGCCGGGAAAUACUCCUGCAGAGCUAGAAAUGAUACGACUACUCUCGCUGGUGAUAUUACACUUGAUAUUGUUGGAGAAGAUGCAAGUGGUUACACAGGAAAGCCAUUACCAACCUAUAAACCAAUAUCUCAGUUAGUGCCUCUUGGUGGAUCGGCUCGACUCUUUUGUGAGGCUUACUUAGGCAAAGUUGAUCUUCCUGAUGUAAAGAACUCUGUUACUUGGACAAAGGCAACAAGUAAUGUCACUGUUCCAAGCAAUGGUAGAGUUUCACAGCAUCGAGUCUCCAGGGAAGACGAACAGAUUGUUGGAUCUUACUUGGAAAUAGAGGCAACAACACCAGAGGAUUAUGGUGAGUACGAAUGCCGAAUCAGCAAUGGUGCGGAUGAUGACAUGACGCUAUCAGCUCACAUUUAUCGUCGAGAACCUCAAUUUAUCCUUGGAUUACGAUCAGGAUCUUGGAGAAAAGCACUUUUGCUUGCGGUAGUGUGUCUCGUCCUGAUAGUUUCAACUAGUGGUUUUUAUUUAAGAUGCUGGUUACCCAUUACUGUUUUUUUAAGAGAUCGAUUUUCUUCUGUUGAUGAAAACGAUGGAAAAUCCUUUGAUGCGUUAGUUUGUUACCAUGAAAAAGAUACAAAUAUUACAAUUGAAUCUUUAGUUUCUACAUUGGAGAAGAAGUAUCACUAUAAAUGUAAUUUAUUAGAAUUAUCACCUUUAAAUCGCAAUUGGAAUUUGGAAAUUGCUCCUCAUGCGUCAUCAGCCCGAAGAAUAAUUGUAAUAUUAAGUUCAAACUCUCUGGAAAAUGAUUGGACUGAAGCUAAUGUAAGCUUAGCACUUAAACAAUUAUCAUUAAUAUCAAACCGUAUUAUUGUGAUUAUUUUGAAUGAAUUUUUAAACGUUGCGUCUUUCGCUAAAUCUACUGGACAUUGUAUUGACACUGUUCGUACUGAUGAAAUCACUCUUGACAAAAUAACUAUUUUAAGAUGGAAUAUAAAUUCGGCAAAAGAUGCCGGCAGUUAUAAAUUUUGGUGUAGAUUAAGAUUAGCGAUGCCUCCUGUACGAUUUAUGUCUCGUAUGCCAACAGAAUGUCAAUCAGUUGCUAUGAUGGUUCAAACCACUGCUAUGAAAUCUGUCCCACAAAAAGCUCAAUCACGCGAAAGCUUAGAAGUGCUUGUAUAAAUUACAUAUUUUUUAUGAUUAAAAUAUCAUUUUAUUACUCCAAUUGUAUAAGUAAAUAUUGUAAAAUAUUUCUUAAGUGGACGCAAUGCAUCGCUAAAAAAUUUAGUAAUAAUUUUGUAGAUUGUUUCUUUAAUUGUACAACUUUUUGAGUACAAUUUGUAAAUAUCAAAAACGUCCAACCAUUUUUAUGUUUUUUAUA
Chelonus insularis is the source of this 2448-nucleotide messenger RNA. Its product is annotated as single Ig IL-1-related receptor-like. Gene Ontology annotation, biological process: signal transduction. The coding region runs from base 702 to 2249 and encodes 515 amino acids. Lineage: Eukaryota; Metazoa; Arthropoda; Insecta; Hymenoptera; Braconidae. The transcript has 7 exons. The record is from RefSeq and is a predicted model, not a curated record.